Messenger RNA from Triplophysa dalaica, 1598 nucleotides. It is a transcript of the gene prr15la, whose product is annotated as proline rich 15 like a. The record is from RefSeq and is a predicted model, not a curated record. Lineage: Eukaryota; Metazoa; Chordata; Actinopteri; Cypriniformes; Nemacheilidae. Bases 308 to 685 code for a protein of 125 amino acids. The transcript is spliced from 2 exons.
AAUAUAAGCUUUGCUAUCACAUGUUUAACAACCGGUUAAUAUUAUGCAGAAUAAAACCAAAACUAGGUUUUAUAUCUUUCAAAAAGCAUGUGUACUGCAAUACAAACACACUAUUUUUUUAAAGAUUAAAGCACUAAAGUUAUAAAAUAUAUUGCUGUGGGUUGAAAUAGAGCUGGGCAGCAGCACCUGAUCUCUGUUUGCUCUCGUAAACAUAAAAGCAGGAGUGAGAGUCAAAGCUCUCGGAGACUGAACAAUAUUAGCAUACUGUAUGAAAAUUACUGCUCUGUUGCCAAGCAACCGGCAGUAAAUGGUCAACUCCUUUCCUGUGAAUGAGUCAUUCAAGUCUGUUGUCAUCUCCAUGGCUACUGCGGACCCUGCGCCAUCCUGGUGGAAACUGACCUUUAUGCGUAAAAAGAAAUCAGAGCCUAAGGUGUUGUAUGAAAUCCCAGCGGAACACGGCUACAACAGCGGAGAGACACCCGGCACAUCCGAUCCGACUGUUGACAGCCAGUUUAACGCCCGCUUAGAACGCAUCGUGGACAAAACGGCAACGAAGGGCCGCCACGUAAAAGUUUCACAUUCGGGUCGAUUUAAAGAGAAGAAGAGAAUCCGAGCUACGCUAGCAGAAAACCCCGACCUGUUCCCUGAGACCGAAAUGACUGAGGGUAAUAAAACUGGAAAAUAAGCCACUGUGCACUGUGCCAACAUGCGUGUAACACAGUCAACAGGGCCUCGGCCCAUGCAGCACUUUUGUAUUGAUGUCCUCUGCCGUUUACAAUCACCUGAGGCUUUGCCUAAAGAGAGAACAGGUUUGCUGAAUUAGUGACUGACAGUGAUGUUUGGGAACAAAGAGAAGAACAGAGCCAAAGAUCAGGUUUCUACAGAUACACACAGAAGACUGCAAUUGAUUUUAUUUGUAUCACUGGGGUUGUCCUUUGAAAGCACAAGAUACCAUUAAUGGUAGAAUAUUUUUGUCUGCUUAUUCUAGCACAUUUCCCUGUAUUUUAUGUGGUGUUGCAAACUAGAAUUACAGCUACAACAUUUGAUUAUACAGAUCAGCAAUAUAUUAUCAGCAAUAAGAGUAAUUAAAGACUGUUAUGGUCUUUUAUUUAAAUGUACAUUGUAAAUCUAAAACAGAUUUACUGUUUGAUUAUUUAUUGCUAUCAUUAUUAUUAUUAUUUAAAAUUGGUAGGAGCCCUAAAGACACACUCUUCGAUGUGUUGUUCUGAAUUAGGUGUAAAACGUGUUAUGUAACAUUGGAUUUUAAAACACCUAUACAAGACCGAAAAUAUAUUUUGAAUGAACAUUCCUGUUGCAAUGAUAAACAAUUUUUAAUAUACGAGUUGCUAUAUAUUAGGCAUAAAUGUCAUUUAUGGUGCAAAGCUAAUUUUUAUUUAAAAAAAAUAAUUAACAAACAGGACGGGGUUUUCUCAUUUAAUUAUUGUGCUUUUAUGUUGAAAUAAAUGUUAAAAUAAAAUACUUGCACAUUACUUAAUUUAAUUGUUUGCUUAGCUGGUAGUUUACACUGAAUUUUGUACAAAAUUGCAUUUGUUGUAUGUAAAUAGGCCUGGAACUAAAUAAAUUCGUUUAUAAUUUAA